This is a messenger RNA of Xyrauchen texanus (razorback sucker), 611 nucleotides long. It is a transcript of the gene ndufa13, whose product is annotated as NADH:ubiquinone oxidoreductase subunit A13. The record is from RefSeq and is a predicted model, not a curated record. The coding region runs from base 75 to 509 and encodes 144 amino acids. The transcript has 5 exons. Lineage: Eukaryota; Metazoa; Chordata; Actinopteri; Cypriniformes; Catostomidae.
GCUGGUGAGCAGCGCUGAUUGUCUCUCACUCCAGCCGAAGAAGAGUCGGUCAGAGCGGCAGUGGAGGAGGAAACAUGGCGGCGUCCAAGGUGAAGCAGGACAUGCCUCCGACCGGAGGAUACGGGCCCGUCGAUUACCGGAGAAACCUGCCGCGACGCGGGCUGUCCGGAUACAGUAUGUUCGGGAUCGGAAUCGGGAUCAUGGUGUUCGGAUACUGGCGGCUGUUUAAAUGGAACCGAGAGCGCCGGCGUCUGCACAUCGAGGAUUUAGAGGCACGGAUCGCAUUAAUGCCGCUGCUGCAGGCGGAACAGGACCGCAGAACGUUACGGAUGCUGCGUGAGAAUCUGGAGGAGGAGGCCGUCAUUAUGAAGGACGUUCCUGGCUGGAAGGUGGGUGAGAACAUGUUCCACACAGAUCGUUGGGUGACGCCCCUCACAGAGGAGCUCUUUAACCUUCGACCCCGUGAGGAGUUGCUCCAUAAGAAGUUUGGCUUCCUGUGGUAUGUGUGACAUCAGCCUGAAGGAUCUGAGACACACGCCGUAUCUGUCUGGGGUCACAUGGUUCACCUUGUUCAUGUUUAAAUAUUAAAUCUUAUUUCUGUACCUCUGAAA